GUAAGUGCCCCAGAAAUGGGGUAUAUGAAGCUGUGCAACAUCAAGGCCAUCGAUCGAAGGCAUAAUAUGAUGAACCUAGUGGCGGUCCUUAAUAAAACGAUAUCACAGUUUCAGAUACAUUUCAAGAUAGUUAAACGCGAGAGUGGCGGCUGGCAUCCCUUUUUGUACGAUAUCAAAAUGGACAUUUGCCAAUUCUUUAAGAACCGAAGAAGGUUUUUCAUUUCCAAUCUUAUAUAUUCUUUUAUGAUGCCUUUUACAAACGUCAAUCACACCUGUCCAUACUUGGUUGGCUCCGAAAUGGCGCUUUUGAAUUGGACUCCAAACGAGGAAAAAGUUAUAGAGAAAUUUCCAGUGGACCAUGGCCAAUAUGGCAUGCAGACCACUUGGUACGUCAACAAAGUAGCAGCCUUAAAAAUAAACGGAUCUGUUUUAUUUUUCAAAUGAUAAUUACCAGAAAA
Messenger RNA from Drosophila eugracilis, 458 nucleotides. RefSeq lists its product as uncharacterized. The transcript has 3 exons. NCBI's taxonomy places the organism in Eukaryota, Metazoa, Arthropoda, Insecta, Diptera, Drosophilidae. Bases 16 to 444 code for a protein of 142 amino acids. The record is from RefSeq and is a predicted model, not a curated record.